Molecule: messenger RNA, 2022 nt
Organism: Schistosoma curassoni
Lineage: Eukaryota; Metazoa; Platyhelminthes; Trematoda; Strigeidida; Schistosomatidae
Source: the annotation of a GenBank genome assembly
AUGGAUAAAAACUUGAAAUUUCAUAUGAUUGAUUCAGACAGUAUAGAAUUAUUCAAUUCAUUAUCACCAACCAAAAGUAGAUCAACUGAAAAGAAUAAACUUAAAAAUAGUACAUUUGGAAAAGAUCACAAUUCAAUAGAUCAACUGAUUACAAGUAGUAACGCUAGUAGUGGAUACUGGGAAGAUUGUGAUUCACUUGUUACAAGUGAAUAUGAUGUUUUUGGAUUGAAUUGGACAACUUGUCAUCAAAACGCUAGAAUAAAAUGCAACAAAUUGAAACAUCGACCACUUCCAGAUGCGACUAAUCAUUCAUCACUAGUUAGAACUCGAAGUUUCCAUGUAAAACCAAACGAUUACAUCAAUAAAAAUUCAUAUGAACAGUAUACAAGAGAUCAUUAUUCAGAUUCAAUUCUCAAUACUUACUGUGAAGAUAUACAACUUACAACAAACUCUCAAAAUAAAGCAGCUAAUAAUAUACGUCAGUCAUCGUUAGAAGAUAAUAAUCAUCUAUGUAUACCAAAUGAUUCACUGAGUGGACUUGAUUCGAUUGAAUCAGAUUUUUUAUUUUGUCAAAACAGUUGUUCAUCUGUAAAUCAUAUUCAGUCAUGUCAACGUAUUUCCUCUGAAGUACAGAAUGUUGAAGAGAAAACGUUUAAAUACUUAAGUGAAUGGGAUGAUAGUGGAGAUGAAGAUAUUAUAAAAGGAGCAGAACCAAAAACUAAAUUUGAGGCUGCGUUAAGAAGAGCUGAAGAGAAAAAUAAAAAACGAAUGGAACUGAUAACUUCUAAAGAAUUUUCAACAUCAGAUAAUAAAAAGAUGCCUGAAUGGGGUUCACCUAUCCAAAUAAGGAAGAAUGCUGAUCAAAGUAGAUUUAUGGAAUGUUCUCUUUCAUUAGAUAUUCCGGUGAGCAACAGCAGUUCUCCGAAAAUAAGUAGACCUUCUGAUCUUUGUCGCGAAGUUGAAGAAUGGUUGGAAUCAAGACCAUCAUGGAUUGACCAAAAACAUCAGAAAAAUAAUCCAGCGUUACAAAUUUGCUUUUUAAAUAUAUCUGAACAAAAUUUGUUCUCUUCCAUGGAAGCAAUAGUUGCUGAACCUUAUUUGGACAAUAAUGAUUAUAGAACUGGACAAAAUAAUAUAGAAACUAAUUUAUUUUCAACUGUUAACUGUAUUAAAACAAAUGAUAGUAUUCAAACAAUUAACUCAUUGAAUGACAAUGAAAUUAGUUUGAAUAGUAUUGAAGAUUAUGAUGAUAAUAAUUCACAGAGACUAACAUUGAAUGGUAAUUCAUCUUUUGUAAAUCAUAAAAAUGAAAAGAAUCGUACAAGUUCAUCAAUAUCUGGAAGAUCAUCUUUAUUAUUAGCUUUUGAAUCUUCGGUUAAUUUAAUUGAUUUAUUGAAUGAGAUCAAUAUGUAUUAUGAACGAUUAUUAGAUCAAUGUAGACAAGAUUGUUUUGAUGCACGAUCUGUUGUUUAUUUACAAGAAUUAAUAAAGAAUCAUAAACGAUUUCAAACAGAAACACAAAUUGCUAUUAUUCAGGUUCCAAAAAUAUCCGCAAUGCAAGCAGAAGUUGAACGUACAAAGAUUUCAUCGAUAACUCCAAAUAUAGCAACAUUACUUCGAGUUGACUAUAGGAAGUUUCAAAUAUCCAAAGAAGAAUUAAUUCAAUUCUCUAUUUCUCAAUUGAAAGUUAUUAUGAAUGAUUUGCAUUCUAGAAUCGAAAGUCUAAACAAUUCUCUCAUGUUGUCAUUAGUUGAAAGAGAUGAGUUGCACCUAGAACAAGGUGGUAAAUUAAUUGCUUUAGAAGAUAUCAAGUCCUGGAUUAAAGAACUCAGUAUUCGUUCAUCAAUUCCUCAAGUUAGGCGACAAUUAUUUCUCAAUCUUUCAAGUAAUUUAUCAAAUAACACAUACAGUAAUGAUAUUUUUCCUAAACCUCAAACUAAACAUAACACUUUACCAAAAAGACCGCAAUGGAUGACAUCUUUAUUUGGUCGAGCAUCACAGCGACAUACUCUCUCAUUAUAA